CACCCAACCUGCAUACGGACCUAAACCACCGUAAAAUAUACUUUAUACAAAAAAUAAAAUAAUAAAAAAAAAGUCAUACGAUUCUCCCCCAUCAUCAUUCCACUAUUCAGCCCAUUACCUCGUCCCAACCCGGCAGCACCCGCCGCUGUCCCAUUCUUAGCCACCGAUGAUUGUCGGCCUGUCACUUAUCCUCGCCUUCCUGUCUUAUUUGCUCUACCGCCGCCUCUCUUCCGCCGACGGCACUAGUGGUCAGUCGAAGGCUCUCCCCAUGUGGCCCUUCUUCUCAGCCUUCAUUAAGCAGCCUCUGAGCCCGAAACCCCCAUCUUCCCCUCAAACACAAGCAACUACAGCAGCUGCUGCCGUCUCAAUAACAGUACAGGAUUACGACGCGCCGAAUUUCGAACCUGCUCCGAAGGGGAAGGAUACCCAACAACAGCAGCAGCAAACAAGACGAACACCCGCCCAAGCACCACCACCACCACCACCAUCAUCAUCACCCUUAUCAUCACCUGGAACAAUCCCCUCCCUCCCCCCUUCCUUGCCGAAUCCCCACUCCCCAGAAGCAACUCCCAAAGCACUCGCACCCUCUGCAGCCCCCACUGUUGGGAUAUCCGCGAUACCCCAGAUCUCACUGCUUACAGAUGGCGAGAGAGAUGGAGAUGAUCCGGGAGCGCGAGGUGUGGAGAGCAACAACCACAAUGACGGUGAACAGGCCGAAGGGGAUGAGACUGACGAUGAUGAUACGCCUCCUUCCUUCCCCUCUUUAAAUUCUGCCCAGCGAGCAUCCGGUGGGAUCUCAUCUCUCACUGCAUCAUUAUCACCGUCGUCAUCAUUAUCACCCUCAACAAACACAAGCACAAUGCCCUCACCCAUCACGUCGACAGCAACAACAACACUACCUAUGGCGCCUCCACCCAUUCCCAUUCCCAUUCCCAUUCGUGGGAGGAAUCCGAAGGCAAACGCCCGUCUCGUCUUACCGGGUGUUCCACCUCAAUCCUCCGCUGCUCAGCAACGGCAGAGCGAAAGUUCGGCCGCCCGUUCAAGAUUAGCCGCUGUGGGACUGGGAGCCUCCGGUGUGGCGGCGGGUAACGGACUAACGCUCCCGAACCAGCGAAAAUCCGCCACCCCUUCCUCCAGCAGUCGGAAGAAAGUCAUCCUAGAACCCGGGCAUUCACCGCUUGAUUGGGCAAGAUUACAGCGCUCCGGCGUGGACUUAAGGGGCCUCUCGCAUUCGAACCUGAUAAAAGUCUCCCCCUCGAUGCUAGCUACGCAUGCAAAAGCCCCGGACGACAUCUGGACCGCGCUGAACGGACGAGUAUACAAUAUCACGGCGUACCUCCCCUUCCACCCCGGCGGGGAAAAGGACCUCCUCCGCGGCGCGGGCAAGGAUUGUACGAAACUAUUUAACGCUACGCAUCCUUGGGUCAAUGUUGAGGGCAUGUUGGCUGAGUGCUUGAUCGGGAUAUACAUUACUGAAGAGGAGGCAGUUGCUUUGGCUGCUCCCGAAUCGUCGUUGGAAUCGGUCGAUUGAGCAGCGUGGAGCGACCUCGUAUACUGGGGAGGGAGGUGAGGGGUUAAUUUUGGGUCCAUGCCCGCUACGCUGUCCUUAUUCGGGGUUAGGUUCUUCUUUUCGAGAGGAGGAGGUGGAGGGACGUAAAAGGCAAGAAAGAAAGAAAUAGGAUUUAUAGACCGAUGGAUAUGGGAGUUUGUGUUUUGCUUUUUUCCUUUUCUUCCACCUUUUACUUCUUUUUUGUUUUGCCUUCGACCCUACCUUCAAUUCUCUUUCUUCACGAAACCAAAAAUAUCCCAUCAGCGGAUCAAACGGAUGUGAAGGAUCGGAAGGCGCAGAGAUUCUCGGAACAGUACCUCUUCUUUUACGACAAAAGCAGCCCCUAUCCUCUACUUCUUUAAUUCCCUCACCCAUGUUUCCUGCAUCUUAUCUCCUCAUGGGCUCCUCAUGUAUGUUUCUUCUUCCCUUUUUCAACCUCGUCCGGGCGUUUCUAGGGGGUUUCCUUUUUGUUUUUAACUUCUCACCCAAGUUACCUUUGAAUAUUAUCUACUUUUUCCGACUUACUGCCCCUCCCUCCCUCCCCCACUUCCAAUCAUUCUCAUGCUCGCCACGUCCAAUCCCCCUAUCCAUAUCCUUAAUGUCUCGCUCUAUCUAUCCCAUAUCCAGGAUAUACAUACAUAAAAAUGUACCUUAUCUGCAUUCUCCAUUUUCAAUCCACUUGCUAUUCGCUUUAUUUAAUGUUGCGCGCAGAAUUUGUAUGAUACCGCUUUUUAUUUAUUCUCUCCAUAUUCCUAUUCUGGCUCUAUUUGGAUUUUUGUCUGGGGGUUUAUCUUUGCUAUUAAUGAAUGUUGAAAGUGAAAAGGUUGCUACAGAGGGAGAGGGACAGAGAGGUCUGUGUGAAGUGUUUGAGGUAGGAACACGGCCCGGGGUCUCUGGCCUUUUUUAAAUUUAAUUUUCUUUCAGAUUCCU
Messenger RNA from Tuber melanosporum (Perigord truffle), 2479 nucleotides. RefSeq lists its product as uncharacterized. NCBI's taxonomy places the organism in Eukaryota, Fungi, Ascomycota, Pezizomycetes, Pezizales, Tuberaceae. The transcript has 2 exons. The record is from RefSeq and is a predicted model, not a curated record. The coding region runs from base 167 to 1531 and encodes 454 amino acids. Gene Ontology annotation, molecular function: heme binding.